AUGUUUCCCGAUUACUCGUUUGUCGAGAGAGCUGUGAUCGAGUCAUGGAUAUGGUUAUGGUUUUUCCACCGGAUAUGGUCAACUGACAAAUUCAAAACUUUAGAGUGGAAACGACUAAAAAAUUUCGAACUAAAGUCAUUUAUGACUUUAUUAAUGUUUAUCAUGCUACCUAUGCAGGCCAUCCUUGACGGAGUAUGUACUGCAGUUAAAUAUGAAGAAGGUCUCGUACCUGUUUCUUUUGCCGGCUCCUGUUCGAAUCAUGAAAAUAUUGUUUCAAGUAAUACCCUACUGGUUCCAAAACCGUAUAAAUGUUGGUCUCCUACGAAUCUUCUUCUUAAAUCGAUAACGGACUAUGCGUUUUGCGUAAUUUUUGCUUUCCAAACAGGAACUUUGUUCCUUAUACAAUCUUUUUGGAGUUAUAUGGCUAAUCAAUGGGGUGGAAAACCAUUCAUGAAUUCAUGGGAAUUCCGUAUUUAUAUUGCGUGGGGCCUCAUAUCCAUCAUACUUUUUCCAGGUACAACAUGGUUAAUAGGACAUCUCAAACCUCCUAGUUAUAACGUGAUUGAG
Racocetra persica is the source of this 567-nucleotide messenger RNA. Lineage: Eukaryota; Fungi; Glomeromycota; Glomeromycetes; Diversisporales; Gigasporaceae. The record is from the annotation of a GenBank genome assembly.